CGGGAUGCGCUGAGCGGCCGGAGAUCGAAGGCAAUGGAGCCGCUGGAGACCAACAGCAGCUGCAGCAACGGGUCUCUGAUCACCCUUUCGUGCCUUUCCCACCGGGCUGUGUGCCAAGUGAUCAGCAGUGCUGUCCCAGCUGACUCCACCCAGGACAAUGGCACUUCAGACAGCUCCUGGAUAACUCGGCUGGAAAACAAUUAUGGAUUCUACAUUGGCCUGGGCUUGGCUGUCUUCUCCAGCUUCCUCAUCGGGAGCAGCGUCAUCCUCAAGAAAAAGGGGCUGCUAAGGCUGGUGGAGAAGGGAGGCACCAGGGCAGGAGAUGGAGGCCAUGGCUACCUAAAGGACUGGCUCUGGUGGGCUGGCUUGUUAACCAUGGGUGGAGGGGAAGCUGCCAACUUUGCUGCCUAUGCCUUUGCUCCUGCAACUAUUGUCACGCCUCUGGGGGCUCUGAGCGUGCUCAUAAGUGCCAUCCUGUCCUCAUAUUUGCUUGGAGAACGGCUCAACCUGCUGGGAAAGCUGGGCUGCCUGCUGAGCCUGGUGGGCAGCACUGUGAUGGUCAUACACGCCCCAGAGGACGAGGAGGUCACCACUCUGGAGGAAAUGACUUCCAAGCUGAAGGAGCCGGGUUUUCUGGCUUAUGCUGCAAUCCUCCUGGCUCUCUGCUUCCUCCUGAUCUUCUACCUCGCCCCCCGUUAUGGCCAGAGCAACAUCCUCAUCUACCUCGCCAUCUGCUCCGUUAUCGGCGCCUUCUCCGUGUCCUCCGUCAAGGGCUUGGGAAUUGCCAUCAAAGGCUUCUUUGCUGGCCAGCCUGUGCUGCAGAACCCACUGACCUGGAUCCUGGUCAUCACUCUGGUGGCAUCCAUCACCACACAGAUCAACUACCUCAACAAGUCUCUGGACAUUUUCAACACCUCUCUGGUGUUCCCCAUCUACUACGUGCUGUUCACCACCAUCGUCAUCACCACUUCCAUCAUCCUCUUUAAGGAGUGGGUCACCAUGACUGUGGUUGACAUCAUUGGGACAGUCUGUGGCUUCCUCACCAUCAUUUUGGGGGUGUUUUUACUCCAUGCUUUCAAAGACAUGGACGUCAGUUUUGGGAAUUUACCCCAAGUCCUUCAGAACGAAGAGCCAGCGCCGGUCACCAGAGAUGACAAGAACAUCCUGAUAGAGGUGGACAACUCCAGCAUUGCCCCAGAGGACAAACCCAAAGCACUUGCAUGAACUCUAAAAUCCACACCAGCGUCUGGAGAGGAGAAAAUGGCUGUAAAUGGGACUCAUCUUUCUUCACUCCAGAAGUGCAUUUCAUUAAAGCAAUCCUGCCAUCCCUGGAGAAAUGCCAUGUAGAAAAUGAAGAUUUGAACUGAGGUAAUGAAAUAAUAGACAGUGAAAGAGUAUUUGUUAAUGACAACCAACAAAUUUUAUUAAAACUAGGCAAAAGGCACAAUGAAUUGCAUUCUUCAAGUAUUUGCAUAGAUGCAUAGAGAGCAUUGUUGUAAACCAUUAACAUGAGGACAUAGGAGAAAGUGAGAUGUAUUUGUUAUAAGUUCUCCCAAGUAAUAUUAUCUUUCAAAAAAUCAGGUUUAACAUCUUUUACUCCUCCUGCAGUUCCCCUGGUCUCAAUCACUCAAUUUGCACACAUCUGAAAAUUUAAUAGGACUUAAAACUACCUUUUGGAGAUUUUUGUGAUAUUCCAGCAAUAAAGUUUUCUAUUAGA
This is a messenger RNA of Zonotrichia leucophrys gambelii, 1717 nucleotides long. It is a transcript of the gene NIPAL4, whose product is annotated as NIPA like domain containing 4. The transcript is spliced from 8 exons. Lineage: Eukaryota; Metazoa; Chordata; Aves; Passeriformes; Passerellidae. Gene Ontology annotation, biological process: magnesium ion transport. The record is from RefSeq and is a predicted model, not a curated record. Gene Ontology annotation, molecular function: magnesium ion transmembrane transporter activity. Gene Ontology annotation, cellular component: membrane. The coding region runs from base 34 to 1224 and encodes 396 amino acids.